Aspergillus fijiensis CBS 313.89 is the source of this 4223-nucleotide messenger RNA. RefSeq names its product multidrug resistance protein MDR. Gene Ontology annotation, molecular function: ABC-type transporter activity; ATP hydrolysis activity; ATP binding. The transcript has 7 exons. Bases 21 to 4223 code for a protein of 1400 amino acids. Gene Ontology annotation, biological process: transmembrane transport. The record is from RefSeq and is a predicted model, not a curated record. Gene Ontology annotation, cellular component: membrane. Lineage: Eukaryota; Fungi; Ascomycota; Eurotiomycetes; Eurotiales; Aspergillaceae.
CAGCAUUGACUUACGGACCAAUGGAGAAUAUUCACACCUGUGGAGACAAUGAGUUCGGUCCUCAAGCCAGCCAUGGUUGUCGCGGCGGGUUUGACUUCACAUUACUCUUCGAAGAAUGUUUCUUCUCAAUUGCGCCCUCGAUUCUGCUCUUGCUCAUCCUUCCCGUUCGUUGGAAGCAGCUGCAACCCGGGCGGAUUAGUAAGGUCUCGCAAAGCUGGCUCUACUGGGCCAAAUUGGGCCUCGGACAAGCAUUUGGGGCAACUCAACUAGCAUUACUGAUUGUUUGGCUCUUGCCUCAUGCGCCACGAACACGAGCAUCCCUACCAGCUGCGGCCUUGUCUUUCGCAACCUCACUUGGCCUAUUGCUACUGUCGCAUCGGGAACACCUCUUCUCUAUCCACCCUUCCCACAUUCUCAAUCUUGCUUUAUCUGUGUCCCUUCUUCUCGAUGCGGUGCGCGCUAGAAGCUUAUGGCUUGCAUCUAAUACUACUAUCGCGGGACUCUAUUCAGCAGGUAUUGCAAUCAAGGCAACAUGGUUUUGCUUAGAGUCCCGCUCAAAGCGCGCACUUCUGAAACAUGGUGAAGUUCAGUACGGCAAUGAGGAGAUCACUGGUCUCUACAGUCGCGCCUUUUUCUGGUGGACAAACCCGUACCUCUUUCUAGGCUUCAAGUCUCUGUUCUCCAUCGACGAUCUGCCGCACCUUGACAGAAGCCUAUCCGCUGAUGUACUGCAUAAGCAGUUGAAUAGGUCAUGGAAUCGUGCCUCGAAACGUUCACACAAUGCUUUGGCUUACUGCAUGAUGUACACUUUCAAUUCCUCGAUCAUCUAUUCUUUCAUUGCGAGACUAGCAUUUAUUGGACUAAGCUACUCGCAGCUGUUCCUGAUAACGGCAUUGACGGACUAUGUCGAGGAAGCCAAGCCUGACCGGAACAAGGGUUAUGGCUUGAUAGGCGCGUUUGGACUGGUGUUCUUGCUCAAAAGGAUAUUCGAUUGUCUCUAUCAGCAUCACAAUUACCGCCUGAUAACAAAAGUCAGAGGCGCAGUGGUCUCCUUGAUUUACCAGAAGACCCUGACUCUGCGAUUGGAUGAGUACAGCGAGUCGGCUGCCUUGACUCUAAUGAGCAAUGACAUCGACAAUAUUGCGUUUGGAAUCCAAAACAUGCAUGAAGUGUGGGCUAGCCUUGUGGAAACCGGUAUUGCUCUGUACCUGUUGCAGCGGCAAGUCUCCUGGGCAGCGGCCGUUCCUGCCUUUGUUUCUCUCGUGGCUAUGCUAUCUAUGCACCUCCUCUCUAGCUCAAUGCCUGGUCGGCAGAAAUUAUGGAUGCAGGCCGUACAGCAGAGAGUGGCGUUUGCCUCCAGCUAUCUGAAUGCCUUUGCCGCCAUCAAGAUGUUGAAUCUGCAUCUCCGCCUGGGACUGAUCAUGCAGAAGUUACGAAUCGACGAGUUGGACAGGGGGAAGAAGUUUCGCCAUGUUAUGGUGAAAAUGAAUCUGCUUGGUGGUGCAAUCACAAAUUUGAGUCCAGUGCUUACGUUGAGUAUCUAUGCUGCCAUCGCCCUUCAUACGGGUCGUGCCCCCUUGGAUGUGGCUGCGACGUUCACCACCCUCUCUGUUAUCUCUCUUUGGAGUACCCCGCUGUCAAACCUUGUUUACUCAGGACCUCGAGUGGCGGGCGCCCUGGAAAGCAUCCAGAGGAUUCAAGCCUAUCUUACAACAGACACAAAGCCUGAUCGUCGUGCUGCCCAGCCACAGACCGCCACUGCCGCAUCCAAAUCAACCGCAGUCGAAGGGAAAACUGAAACUGCAGGAUCCAUUGAGCUCUUUCCAAGCCCAAGCAAACUCGAGAGGACGCAUGUUCCCACGGCUGAUCUAGUUCAUCUGUCUGACGCUGACCUCGGCUGGACAAGCACAUUAGACCCUAUACUAACGAAUGUGAACAUCAGAAUUUCUCCUUCAUCCUUAACAAUGGUCGCCGGACCAGUUGGUUCUGGUAAAAGCACACUACUGAAAGCAUGUCUCGGCGAAGUGCCUUGUCUCAGGGGCUCUAUCCACAUCAAUGUUGCCAACAUCGCAUAUUGCGGUACGAAGACAUGGAUCCGUAACCGCUCGAUUCGGGACAACAUCUGCGACCCUUUCCCGUAUGAAGAAGAGUGGUACCGCACUAUCCUUCACGCGACAGCUCUCGAUCGCGACAUCGAUGCUCUGCCCGAGAAAGACUUCACGGUUAUUGGCAGCAACGGCAUCUCAAUGAGUGGUGGACAACGGCAGCGAGUUGCCAUUGCUCGUGCAGUGUAUGCGCGGACCAAACUAGCCAUCUUUGAUGAUGCUCUGAGUGCUCUGGAUGCUACCACCGCUGCUCAGGUCUUUGCCCGCGUGUUUGCUUCUGACGGCAUCUUACGUCGCAACGGAGUUGCGGUGAUAUUGGUGACACAUGAGUGGAAUCAUCUAGCUCAUGCUGACCAUGCCAUUUUCAUUGAUCAAGGAACGAUCGUUGAGCAGGGACCUCCUCAGAUUCUCCAGAGAUUGCGAGAUCAUGUCAUGCAGAAAGAGUUCAAAGACAUAUCCCUUCAACAAAACAAUUUCGAUCUAGAGAAACAGAAACCCCGAUCCAGCAAUCCAAUAGACCCUGACGACGUCUUAGCACGCCAUAAAGGAGAUUUGCACGACUAUGCUUACUAUUUUCGCACGUCGGGCGGGUGGUCAAUGAUGCUUUAUGCAGGAGCGCUGGUUGUUGGUCUCUUCAGUGCGCAAUUCACAAGUCUCUGGGCUCAGUGGUGGGCGGAGACGAAUGAAAAAACCCCGUUCGGACAGCUGGCACGGUAUAUUGGCAUUUACACAUUCUUAGCAGUGGCCGCGGCAGCCCUCUGGGCCUACUGCAUGUGGCUCGUCUUCUGUCGCAUCGUCCCCACGUCCUCAAGUCGACUCCACGAGCAUUUGGUAACCAAGGUCAAAGAUGCACCGCUAUACUGGCAUACAUCAACCGACAUUGGUGUCAUCCUCAACCGCUUCAGCCAAGACAUGACAAUGAUAGAUCGGUCGCUUCCAGCAGACUUCUUGAAGACAUCCAACUACCUCGUCCAGUGUGUCAUCAGCGUGGCGUUCAUUUGCAUUGGAGCAGAAUACAUGGCCACGCUCAUCCCUGUCACCGUGUUUGGUAACUUUGAGGCGGAGCACAGGGACUUACUGCAAACAUCCCAGCGACCGUACUACUUCCUGUUCGUCAUUCAACGCUGGUUGGCUCUUGUUCUAGAUCUGCUUGUCGCGGCUCUGGCAGUCAUGUUGGCUGUUUUCGCGGUCGUUGUGCCCAAGAUGGGCUUGAUCGGAGUCUCCCUCAUAUCUCUCAUCACAUUGAACGAACAACUCGCUGAGCUUAUCAACUGCUGGACAUCCCUAGAUACUAGCAUAGGCGCCAUAUCUCGGAUACGAAGCUUCGGAAAGGUGCCCACCGAGCAUCUUUCUCACGCAACCCAAAACCCCCCUCUUACAUGGCCUUCUGAAGGCUCCAUCGCCUUUCAGAAUGCGACCAUGGCCUACGCACCAACCGCCUCCCCCAUUCUCCGCAAUAUAACACUAAGCAUCCCUGCCGGCUCCAAGCUAGGCGUCUGCGGCCGCACCGGCAGCGGCAAAAGCUCUCUCAUUCUGGCCCUCCUGCGCAUGAUCGAGAUCCAGAGCGGGGAUAUCAGUAUCGAUGGCGUGAGCCUGCAAUCCUGUCCGCGUGAUAGCAUCCGCAGCAAGAUCACCGUGAUACCUCAGGAACCAGUCCUAUUUCCCGGCACGGUCCGGGAGAAUAUUACCACGUUCCAGACCAUGGAUGAUGACAAGGUGCUUCAUGCCAUGGAGAGGGUUCAGCUUAGGGAGCACAUCGCAGCCCAUGGUGGUCUUGACACGGGUAUAGAGGAGUUGCCGUUGUCGGCGGGCCAGAAGCAGCUGCUCUGUUUAGCGCGGGCUAUUGUCUCGAAACAGAAGAUUCUCCUGCUAGAUGAAGUAACGAGUCACGUGGAUGUUAAGACAGACGAGGCUAUGCAACGAGUUAUUCAGGAGGAGUUCCGCGGAUGCACUGUUAUUGCGGUUGCGCAUUGCGUGCAUAAUUUGGUGGAUUAUGAUCGGAUUGCAGUGUUUGAUGAGGGUCGGGUGGUGGAGUAUGAUGCUCCCUCGGUGUUGCUUGGACGUUCGGGAUCGGUGUUUGGGCAGUUGUAUGACCAGACGCGAUCUGCAAGUCAUUAG